AUGCCAAUUCCAGAAUGGAAGUGGGAAAUGAUAGCUAUAGAUUUCGUGGUUGGUCUCCCCAAGACCUUGGGAAAGUUUGAUUCUAUUUGGGUGGUGCUUGACAAACUGACUAAGUCAGCCCACUUCAUUCCAGUCAGAGUAGACUAUAAUAUGCAGCAGUUGGCUAAGGUGUAUGUGAAGGAGAUAGUGAGGUUGCACGGAGUUCCCCUUCCUAUCAUUUCAGGUUGUGGUACACAGUUCACAUCCAAGUUUUGGGGAAAAUUGCAUAAGGAGUUAGACACUCAAUUCACUUUUAGCAUAACCUUCCAUCCGCAAAGGGACGGGCAGUCAGAGAGGGCUAUUCAAGCUUACCACUCCCACAUUGAUAUGGCACCGUUCGAGGCACUUUUUGGGAGAGGAUGUAGAUCACCCAUAAGAUGGUUUGAGGUUGGAGAUGUUAAACCUUUGGGGUUUGAUUUGGUGAAGGAUGCUCAGGAUAAGGCCAGUGAACAAGUUCUUCUUCUAGUGUCACCUAUAAAAGGGCUGAGGAGAUUCCGCAAGAAGGGCAAGUUUAGUCCUCGAUACAUUGGACCAUUUGAGAUUCUUCACUGUGUAGGGCCAUUGGCUUAUAGGUUGGCCUUACCUCGUAGCUUAUCUGGAGUUCAUCUAGUGUUUCAUGUGUCCAUGUUGAAGAAGUAUCAUGGGGACAGUGAUUACAUAAUAAAAUGGGACUCAGUUUUGUUAGAUAAAGACAUUCAGUAUGAAGAGGAACCAGUAGCAAUCCUUGAUCGUGAUAUCUGA
Messenger RNA from Solanum stenotomum, 780 nucleotides. RefSeq lists its product as uncharacterized. Gene Ontology annotation, molecular function: nucleic acid binding. Gene Ontology annotation, biological process: DNA integration. The transcript has 3 exons. Lineage: Eukaryota; Viridiplantae; Streptophyta; Magnoliopsida; Solanales; Solanaceae. The coding region runs from base 1 to 780 and encodes 259 amino acids. The record is from RefSeq and is a predicted model, not a curated record.